Staurois parvus is the source of this 1362-nucleotide messenger RNA. The record is from the annotation of a GenBank genome assembly. NCBI's taxonomy places the organism in Eukaryota, Metazoa, Chordata, Amphibia, Anura, Ranidae.
AUGGCACACAAACAAUAUAAAUCUGCAGUUAGGAACUUCAGCUCGUCAUCUUUAUGUGCACCUGGAAAUGCCAGUGGAUUCAGUGUGUCUUCAUACCGCAGAGGUCCUAGCUUUAGUAGCAGAAGCCUUCACAAUGUAGGCUCUGUUGGCCACAGAAUGUCAUCUGCAAACUACAAUAAUAUGAGAGGCUCAUAUGGGUAUGGGUGGGCUGGUGGUGGAUUUGGUGCUGGUGGUGGAUAUGGGCUUGGUGCUGGUUUUGGUGCUGGUGGUGGAUAUGGUGUUGGUAGUGGUUUUGGAGCUGGUGGUGGGUUUGGAUAUGGAGCUGGAUUUGGCUCAGGUGGUAUCACAGCAGUUACUGUUAAUCAAAGUCUUCUUACGCCACUCAAUUUGGAAAUUGAUCCAAACAUCCAAAGACUGAGGAAAGAAGAAAAGGAUCAAAUUAAAACAUUGAACAACAGAUUUGCCUCCUUCAUAGACAAGGUCCGAUUUUUGGAGCAACAAAAUAAAAUGCUGGAAACUAAAUGGACUUUGUUACAAGAACAAAAAACUGUAAGAAGCCAUAUAGAACCUUACUUUGAGGCUUACCUAAACAAUCUGAGGAGGCAACUUGAAAAUCUUGGUGGGGACAAAGUUCGGCUGGAGGCUGAGCUAAAAAGCAUGCAAGAUAUUGUGGAGGAUAACAAAAAGAAGUAUGAAGAUGAAAUUAACAAGCGCACAAAUGCAGAAAAUGAAUUUGUUGUACUUAAAAAGGAUGUGGAUGGAGCCUUUAUGAACAAAUCAGAGCUGGAGGCCAAAGUGGGGAUGCUGCACGAUGAAAUCAGCUUCCUUCGAGAAAUAUUUCCAACUGAAAUAGAUCAGCUCCAUGCCCAAAUCUCAGACACAUCAGUCAUUGUGUCCAUGGACAACAGCCGAGAUCUUGACAUGGAAAGCAUCAUUGCAGAGGUCAAAGCUCAGUACGAGGACAUGGCUAAAAAGAGUCGUUCUGAAGCAGAGACUUGGUAUCAAUCCAAGUACGAGCAGCUGCGACUCAGUGUGGGAAAACAUAGUGAUGAUUUACGGAACACUAAGAAUGAAAUUGCAGAAUACAACAGAAUGAUAAGCAGAAUCAGGGGUGAAAUAGAAAAUGUAAAGGCUCAGCGUGCUAAGCUAGAAGCUGCCAUAGCAGAAGCAGAGGAACGUGGGGAAGCUGCAAUCCGAGAUGCCAAGAAUAAACUGUUAGAGCUGGAAGAUGCACUGCAAAAGGCCAAGCAGGAGAUGGCUCGCCUAUUGAGAGACUAUCAGGAACUGAUGAAUUCAAAAUUGGCUCUAGAUAUUGAGAUUGCCACUUACAGGAAGCUCUUGGAAGGAGAGGAAUCCAGGUAA